This is a messenger RNA of Asterias rubens (European starfish), 1868 nucleotides long. Its product is annotated as mevalonate kinase-like. The coding region runs from base 492 to 1718 and encodes 408 amino acids. The record is from RefSeq and is a predicted model, not a curated record. NCBI's taxonomy places the organism in Eukaryota, Metazoa, Echinodermata, Asteroidea, Forcipulatida, Asteriidae. Gene Ontology annotation, cellular component: cytoplasm. Gene Ontology annotation, molecular function: ATP binding; mevalonate kinase activity. The transcript has a single exon. Gene Ontology annotation, biological process: cholesterol biosynthetic process; isoprenoid biosynthetic process.
CAGUGCGCCCUCUAGUUCUUAAAACUCUAUGGUUAUAUACCAUGUAUACCAGUACAUCUGAUGUGUAAUGUGCACGCUGUACACUUGUGUACGUACAGCAUAGCAGAUAGUCUGUAAAGUGUAUUUCUGAAGCAUUGUACCAGGAACAAAGCAGAAUUUUUAUUUUGCUGGUACAAAUAUACAAGGGUACAAUGUACAUUCUGUCCAUCCAUAUAAAAUACACUUUGUAAUGAGCUCAUCUGUACAGACAAUCAGACACUGUGCAGAUUACACUACACAUUUCCAGUGCAGUACAUGUGCAGAACGUGACUUACUUUACUUGUGCAUUGACCUUCUUUGAAGUUGUUGCAGUCACUUACAGACUUAUUUUGUGUGUGUAAUAUAUACAUCAGAAAGUAUUUAAUCAGCCCACAUCAGUCUUGGUUUUAUCGUUUCUUGUUAAAAUAGUAACUGUCGGAUAACAACUCCAACCCGGGUCUGGAACAGCAACGAUGAACCGUCCAUUCUGUGUUUCUGCACCUGGGAAGGUCAUCCUUCACGGAGAGCAUGCUGUUGUCUACGGGAAAACGGCGCUAGCGUCUAGCCUGAACUUGAGAACACGCUUGAAGCUGUCGCAGACGAACAUCAAAGACACUGCCUCUUUUUCCCUGCCGGACAUCGGACUGGAGCUAAAAUGGAGGUUAGACGACCUGAAUGAAAUCUUUGUUGAGUUUCUUAAAAGAGAAGCAAGUCUUGAUAUUGGGCCACCGACUGUCUCUCAGUUUGAUAAAAUGAAAGAGUUUACAAAGAUCUCUGAAGAGGGCAGUGCUAAAGACCUUGCUGUUCUAGCGGUGCUGUAUCUGUACGUAGCCAUUCUGGGAUCUAAUAAUGUGAUCAGAUUUCCUGCAAUUGAGGUUCAGAUAACCUCAGAGCUUCCAACUGGUGCUGGGUUGGGCUCAUCGGCCGCAUUCUCAGUUUGUUUAUCAGCGGCUUUCUUGACUCAAGCUGGUAGCAUCAUUCCUGUAGAGGGAAGCAACUCCUGGAAGCAGGAGGACCUGGAUCUUAUCAACCAAUGGGCGUUUGAAGCAGAACGAAUCAUCCAUGGAAAUCCCUCUGGUAUCGAUAACGCCGUCAGCACAUACGGUGGCGCUCUGCGUUACCAAGGAAAACAAAUCAAAUCGCUGGAGAACGUACCUCUCCUUCGGAUCAUUUUGAUCAACACAAAGAUCCCACGCAGUACCAAAGUUCUUGUUGCGGGCGUCAGAGUGAAGUUUGACGAAUACCCGGCGAUCAUUGGUCCUGUGUUCGAUUCGAUUGAAGAAAUCGCCCAGAAAUGCCAGUUAGUUCUUGAAAGUCUUGUGAUUGACAAGACCUUAAAGGAAGUAGCUGAUAAACAGACGAGCGUUGAAUCUCAUCCAAUCAGAGAACAGGGUGUGAUUCAUCCUGACCAAUCACCUUACUCCUCGCUGGAAGAACUGAUUGACAUGAAUCAAAAGUUUCUUGAGAUUCUUGGGGUUUCGCACCCCUCUUUGGAAAAGCUCUGUACCCUAACCUCUCAACAUGGUCUCCACUCAAAGCUAACAGGUGCGGGUGGGGGUGGGUGUACCCUGACCCUUAUUAGGCCAGACACGGUGCCAGACACGGUGAUACAAGUGAAGGAAGAUGUGGCUAAGCUAGGAUUUGAUCUGUGGGAAACAAGCAUUGGUGGCAUUGGUGUAGCAUUCCAUGCAGACGUGUAAUGGAUAGAGACGCUGGAUUUAUAAGUUUGAAAUUGGAAUUGACUCUGGACUGUGUCAAGUAAUUUUAUUCAGUAACUUUCUAAAUACAAACUUGUAAACUUGAUACUCGUCUAUAGUAUUCUGUAUGGCAAGUAUUUUGGCAUUGUUUAA